UACUUCCACUAUGUCGAUCGUUGGGGAGGUUCAGGAUCACCGCUACACAGCCAGCACUUACUUUUAAACGAUGAGGGGGUAGCACACCGUCGAUGGACCGGGCUGAGACCUCUUUGCACUUGGUGACGGAUUUCUUCAAUGCAGCUGGUGAGACGACGAGCGGGGCUGGGGACGAGUGUUGCUGGCCCCUUCACGGUUAUAAGAAUGAUCCUCUGGAAGGAGCUGCAGGCCCCUUAUAUUGGAGAUCUCGAGCCGGCAGAUGACCUCUCUUAAUUAACACUAAAAUGGGUGUUUCUAGACCGGCUGUUUGGUCAGGUAACAGAAGUGCUGGCUGGACGGUAGUUUGUUGAGGUAACACGGUCAUGAUCACGUGGCAGUGAGAACUGUUCCCUUCGUGACUGUGACUUCACUUUAAUUACUGUAGGGUGUGUAGGGUGAACAUGUGCUCCCCUGGUUACUACUAAGUCUAUGUUAUUCUGCUGGCCUGGAUGCUUUGGUCUGUUAGAUAAACAUUAUAGAAUAAACAGAACUUGGUACUUUAUAUCCACAUUGUACGUCAUGUCGCGGUGUGAUGCAUUUCAGGGUACAACAAGGUCACUGUCUACAGCUGCUGGGGCGGGAACGUGAGGCUCUGGCCAUCUACAACAGCGUGCUCAAGUCCAAGCCAGAAGACCCAGCCCUCCUGGCCAUCAUCAACAACAACUUGGUCUCCAUCAACCGAGCGGCUAAUGUCUUUGACUCCCGCAAGAGGAUGAAGACUGCCAUGGCGCCCGGCCUGGAGCACAAACUGACCAGCUACCAGCGCUCUACCAUCAGCCUCAACCACUGCCUCCUGGCUUACCACACUAACCAGGAUGAAGUGUGCAGAACAGAAGCUCAGAACCUGCAGAAGGAGUACCCACAGAUGACCCUCAAAGUCCAGGUGAUCAAGGCUGCACAGCUAGGUCGUGAGGGCAAGUUGGCAGAGUCCCGUGCUAUACUCACAAAAUGUCUGCAGGAAAACCCAGACCAGAACCUGAACCUGUCCCUGAUGACCACACAGAUACUGUUGUCUAAGGGGAAGAAGAAGGCAGCAUGUGAGGUACUGACAUCCCUGGAGGAGAGUGACAUGUACCGACAGGGCGUUGUCUCUGCCUUAGUAGCACUCUACAUGUCCCUGGGAGAACGUGAUGGUGCCUCCGCGGUCCUCAGACAAGCUGUGGAAUGGCACAAGAAGAACAAG
Messenger RNA from Homarus americanus (American lobster), 1222 nucleotides. It is a transcript of the gene Srp72, whose product is annotated as signal recognition particle subunit SRP72-like. Gene Ontology annotation, cellular component: signal recognition particle, endoplasmic reticulum targeting. Gene Ontology annotation, molecular function: ribosome binding; protein binding; 7S RNA binding. NCBI's taxonomy places the organism in Eukaryota, Metazoa, Arthropoda, Malacostraca, Decapoda, Nephropidae. The record is from RefSeq and is a predicted model, not a curated record. Gene Ontology annotation, biological process: SRP-dependent cotranslational protein targeting to membrane.